AUGCUUCAUAUUUCUAGGAUUUGGACAAAUUCUGCACGUUGGCAAUAUUUUGCAGCUUUGAUAGUAGUUUUUUCUUCGAGUUUAUUAGACAAUGUCGCCGAUUUUAAAGAAACAUAUGAUGAAAUUAGUAACGGAACAAUGACAACAAGUGGAUGGCAAAAGGCACGGACGAUCAGUCGAAUUACAUGUUACGCUCUUAAUUUUUUCCUUGUUUUAUUUACUUUGUGUUGGGUUCUACGCACUUACAACAGUUUUGCAAAAGAAAAUGAAAAAAUCAGACAAUUGUUCACUGGAAAUAUCAACGAUGUAGAAGCAGGAAUAGCUGCAAUAAAAAUUUACUCGGAAAAUGUGUUGGCUAAGAAAAGAAAUUGGAAAGAAAAUCAAACAUUGAAAAAUACCAACAUCUUUGCAAGUAUUUAUGUUAGCUGUUGUCUAGCUUGGUCAUUUGCCUAUGCUUAUGAAGUUGUCACAAUGCAGCAAACGAUAACGUUAGGUACAAUUUUAAAUUGUGUAGCACAUUUUCUAUCAUAUGGUUCGCUGGUUACUAUUAUGUGGUUGACAAAUAAAAUUAUUGAUGAAAUGAAGAAAACAGCGCUUCAAAAAAUGAGUCUCGAAUAUCGAAAUACAACUGUUGACUUGGUAUCAUUCAAAGUGUUCAUUCAACAUUAUGAUCCAUACGCAUCAUUAUUUACAAAAAGAAUAAACCUUCCAGGCAUUGCUACAACUGUACUUCCUGGAUUUGUAUCUUUAAUAUUACCUUUCAUUAAAAGUCGCUUCCAUUGGUAA
Molecule: messenger RNA, 786 nt
Organism: Rotaria sp. Silwood2
Lineage: Eukaryota; Metazoa; Rotifera; Eurotatoria; Philodinida; Philodinidae
Source: the annotation of a GenBank genome assembly